UUCGGUCGUACACGGAAGUCAGUGAGUUGCGCGCGAUCGGUCGACGCGUGUGCCACGCACGCAUAAACGAACGAAAGAGCGUACGGGCAGACGGACGGAUUAGUAGUACACGGUACUCAGUGUGUGGGAGAUCAGGGCAUCGGAAACAAUCCAGCGUGAGAAGCACGCGCGACACGCGCGCAGCAGGUAGUUGGAGUAGCAGGAGGCGAGCAGGUAGUCGGUCAAGUCCGAGCGCCACCGGCUUGUUGUCAAGAUGGCGUCCAAGGGGAAGCUAGCCACCGAGCAUGGCUGCUCAGAAUCGUACAGGGUCGCCACGUUAUCCAACAUUCCCGACGACAACAAAACCGCAGAUGGGAUGUACAAGUCGCGGCGGAAGAAUCCAAAGCGGAGGGGGGACAAUUUAGAUGACUUGAAGCAGGAGUUGGACAUUGACUUCCACAAAAUCUCACCCGAGGAACUGUAUCAAAGAUUUCAGACGCACCCCGAAAACGGCCUCAGCCACGCAAAAGCAAAGGAGAACCUGGAGAGGGACGGGCCAAACGCCCUGACGCCGCCGAAACAGACCCCGGAAUGGGUGAAGUUCUGCAAGAAUCUGUUUGGCGGUUUUGCCCUGCUGCUGUGGAUCGGUGCGAUCCUCUGCUUUAUCGCGUAUUCGAUCCAGGCCACGACCAGCGAGGACCCGAACGACGACAAUCUCUACCUGGGCAUCGUCCUCGCGGCGGUCGUAAUAGUCACGGGUAUAUUCUCAUACUACCAGGAGAGCAAGUCGAGCAAGAUUAUGGAGUCGUUCAAGAACAUGGUGCCCCAGUUCGCCACCGUGAUCCGGGAGGGUGAGAAGCUUACCCUGAGAGCAGAGGACCUUGUGCUCGGCGAUGUCGUCGAUGUAAAAUUCGGCGACCGGAUACCGGCCGACAUUAGGAUUAUCGAGGCACGGGGAUUCAAGGUAGACAACAGUUCGCUAACGGGCGAGUCUGAACCGCAGUCGAGGUCACCCGAGUUCACGAACGAAAAUCCACUUGAGACAAAGAAUCUCGCUUUCUUCUCGACAAACGCGGUGGAAGGCACGGCAAAGGGUGUGGUGAUCUGCUGUGGCGAUCAGACGGUGAUGGGAAGGAUUGCGGGUCUUGCGUCCGGUCUGGAUACCGGUGAGACGCCGAUUGCCAAGGAGAUACACCAUUUUAUUCAUCUUAUUACUGGUGUCGCUGUCUUCCUCGGCGUCACGUUCUUCAUUAUUGCCUUCAUUUUGGGUUACCACUGGCUCGAUGCCGUCAUCUUCCUCAUAGGCAUUAUCGUGGCGAAUGUACCCGAAGGUCUUCUAGCUACCGUGACCGUGUGCCUGACCCUGACCGCCAAGCGAAUGGCCUCAAAGAACUGCCUGGUGAAGAAUCUUGAGGCCGUGGAGACUCUGGGCUCGACUUCGACCAUCUGCUCGGACAAGACGGGAACUCUGACGCAGAAUCGUAUGACAGUAGCGCACAUGUGGUUCGACAAUCAGAUUAUCGACGCCGACACCACGGAAGAUCAGUCCGGCUUGCAGUACGACCGUACCAGUCCUGGAUUCAAGGCGCUAGCAAAGAUCGCAACCUUGUGCAACCGCGCCGAGUUCAAGCCAGGCCAGGAAGGUGAACCGAUUCUGAAAAGAGAAGUGAACGGCGACGCAUCCGAGGCCGCGUUGCUCAAGUGUAUGGAACUUGCGUUGGGCGAUGUGAUGGGCAUUAGGAAGCGCAACAAGAAAGUCUGCGAGAUUCCCUUCAACUCUACCAACAAAUAUCAAGUAUCUAUACACGAGUCGGACGAUCCCAACGAUCCCAGGCAUCUGUUGGUGAUGAAGGGCGCUCCCGAAAGAAUUCUGGACAGAUGCGCGACUAUAUUUAUCGGCGGCAAAGAGAAGGUUCUCGACGAGGAGAUGAAGGAGGCGUUCAACAACGCCUACUUGGAAUUGGGCGGACUCGGUGAACGAGUGCUCGGCUUUUGUGAUUACACACUGCCGUCCGACAAGUUCCCGGUUGGUUUCAAGUUCAACUCUGACGACCCCAACUUCCCGGUUGACGGACUCCGCUUCGUGGGCCUGAUGUCUAUGAUCGACCCGCCGAGGGCUGCGGUACCCGACGCGGUCGCCAAGUGCCGUUCCGCCGGCAUCAAGGUCAUCAUGGUAACCGGUGACCACCCGAUCACUGCCAAAGCCAUUGCCAAAUCCGUCGGCAUCAUCUCUGAAGGUAACGAGACUAUUGAGGACAUUGCGCAACGGUUGAAUAUCCCAGUGUCCGAAGUAAAUCCUCGCGAGGCUAAAGCCGCGGUCAUCCACGGAACCGAACUCAGGGAACUGAACUCCGACCAAUUGGACGAAAUUCUCAGGUACCACACCGAAAUUGUGUUCGCCCGUACCUCGCCUCAGCAAAAGCUCAUCAUCGUCGAAGGCUGCCAGCGAAUGGGCGCGAUUGUUGCCGUAACUGGUGACGGUGUGAACGACUCUCCUGCUCUGAAGAAGGCCGACAUUGGUGUCGCUAUGGGUAUUGCCGGUUCAGACGUCUCGAAGCAAGCGGCGGACAUGAUCUUGCUCGACGACAAUUUUGCCUCGAUUGUGACAGGCGUAGAAGAGGGCCGCUUGAUUUUCGAUAACUUGAAGAAGUCUAUCGCCUACACUCUGACCUCCAACAUACCCGAGAUCUCGCCUUUCCUGGCGUUCAUCCUUUGCGAUAUUCCUCUGCCUCUGGGUACCGUUACUAUUCUCUGCAUUGAUCUGGGAACCGACAUGGUACCCGCCAUCUCGCUAGCCUACGAGGAGGCAGAGAGCGAUAUUAUGAAGCGACAACCACGAAACCCCUUCACUGACAAGCUAGUUAACGAAAGUGGUGGAUGGCAGGUGCCGGCCAUCUCGCUAGCCUACGAGGCACCGGAGUCGGACAUUAUGAAACGGCAGCCACGCGAUCCUUACAGAGACAAUCUUGUCAACCGAAGGCUUAUCUCAAUGGCAUACGGUCAAAUCGGCAUGAUCCAAGCCGCGGCCGGCUUCUUCGUCUACUUCGUCAUAAUGGCUGAGAACGGAUUUCUUCCCUUGUAUUUGUUCGGCAUCCGAAAACAAUGGGACUCCAAGGCUAUCAAUGAUCUUACCGACAGCUAUGGCCAGGAAUGGACCUACAGGGACCGCAAAACAUUGGAAUUCACCUGCCACACAGCUUUCUUCGUAUCGAUCGUCAUUGUGCAAUGGGCUGAUCUGAUCGUUUGCAAAACGCGCCGCAACUCGAUCAUUCACCAGGGAAUGAGAAACUGGGCUCUGAACUUUGGCCUUGUAUUCGAGACCGCCCUUGCCGCGUUCCUAAGUUACACACCCGGUAUGGAUAAAGGUCUUCGUAUGUUCCCACUCAAAUUCGUAUGGUGGCUGCCAGCUCUGCCCUUCAUGUUCGCUAUUUUCAUCUACGAUGAAACGAGACGAUUCUACCUCCGCCGGAACCCGGGCGGCUGGCUCGAGCAAGAAACUUACUAUUAGAUUCAGAGAAGGAUUAAUCACACAUUGCAGAACGCGCGCGCAAGAGAGAAGAGUGAACCGGAAGAACGAGCGGAGAACGAGAGAGAGGGAGAGAGAGAAGAUGGAGAGAAUGAUGGGAGAGAAUGUGACGCAUACUCACACCUGAGGGAAAACAGAAAAGAAGAAAAAAUAAUUUACUCAUGUUGAACAGACACACACAUUUCACACAGGACGUGCUACUGGGUCUAUCUGUUAUCGGAUCGAUCGAGAGCAGCAACAACAACGACGAAGAACAAAAUGCCGACAUCGCAAGAUACGCAAAUUCACGCCGGCUCUCGCGACCGUAUGAGAGAGAUCGAAAAGGGCGGCAAGAUCAUUAAUACGGAUGAGACCCUUUAGCGCUAUAGGUGCAGCGCAAGGUACAAAAAGCACCCUCAUCGUUCUGGCUUUGCUGCCAAUUGCUUGCACGCGCGUGCCGGGUUUCGUAGAUUCAAUUUGAUGAUCCGGUGUUCGAGACCGUCGAGGAGAGAAAAGAAGAAGAAUGAAGAGGAAGAAUCGUCAAAGAGUUUCCAUCGACCACCAUCACCAUCACUAUCACCAUCACCAUUACCACUAUCAUCUCCACCUCAUUGUCAUCAUUACCACCAUCAUACGAACGGCCGAUUGAAACGAGGCCGCUCGCGUUUCCCGCUUCGCGUUCAACGACGCGACUACUAGAGCUUUCCGGUGAUGAUUGUUGGUGCUGUUAUUGAAUUAUGGACGAGAUUACUUCGCGAACGUCGCUCGAAGAAGAUAGAACGAAGGAACGAGAAGGAAAAAGAGAAAGAAAGAAGACAGUCGCCGAGUCGAUAGCGCUGCGGUGUAGCUCUACCACUUGCAUGGGUGCCGCGUGUCAGGCCUAAAGAAAUGUAGUAACGCGACAAGAGGUAACAAAUAAACGAACGAGCGAAAGUAAGGAAAAAAAAGGAAAGAAAAUCGACGGAAAACGGACACAUAUACACACACUCAACAAAGCGUGUAAAAUAACUAUGCGCGCGGGGCGUUAACGCGCGAUAUUAGAGAGCCGCGAAAUCAUGUGCGUCCUUAUUAUGUAUGCCGAAUGCGAUUACACACGUGACUUCUUACUAUUAGUGACGUAUUUACGUAGACUUGUAAUCUUUGCGUUACCAAGAAACUUCAUAGGCUUUCGUUGAUCGUCGAUCAAUGCGCGCAAAUCGAUACACUAAGAGAUCGGCAUACACGCUCUACAAUGGGGAAAAGAACCUAGAAAGGCAAGGGACUCGAAAAGUAAAGAGAGAAGAGCAGACCGACGCGAAAGAGUCGAAACCGAAGUGAGAGAAAGAGAGAAAAGGAAGAGAGGAAAAGAAGUGCUCAAUAUAACAGGAAAACCGUUAAAGAAUUCUAGGCAUUUCUCGUGACAUUGAAAUACUUCGUACAUCUAUUAAUUGUUAAUCGUAAUGGACGAAUUGGUACGUUUAGAUCGGCAUGGUCUAGUUUUACGUCAAAAAUAAAUAACUAAAAGCGAGAAAGAGAGCGUGAGAGUGAGAAUGAGAGUGAGAAAAGAAGGAAGGAAGUGAUAAGGGGAGAGAGAGAGCGAAAGAGAGAAUUAUGAUAUAGGUAACUAAA
Molecule: messenger RNA, 5092 nt
Organism: Odontomachus brunneus
Lineage: Eukaryota; Metazoa; Arthropoda; Insecta; Hymenoptera; Formicidae
Gene: Atpalpha
Product: sodium/potassium-transporting ATPase subunit alpha
Exons: 12
Coding region: 254-3487 (1077 amino acids)
Biological process (GO): proton transmembrane transport; intracellular sodium ion homeostasis; potassium ion import across plasma membrane
Cellular component (GO): membrane
Molecular function (GO): ATP hydrolysis activity; P-type sodium:potassium-exchanging transporter activity; ATP binding
Source: RefSeq, a predicted model, not a curated record